AUGCACAGCGUUCCGGGGUUUGGGGGGCCCCCCACAGAACAAGGCGUGCAGCAGCAGUACGCUUGGGGCCCUCCCCCUGGCCCCCCCCCACCAGGGGGGGGGCCCCCCGUUUCCUCUUCUGUGUUCAUAUCUCCUACCGCCUACAACACACCAGCAGGGGAGGGGGCCCCUGCAGAGGCCCCCGUGUGCCUGGGUGGUGCUGAGGGGGCCCAGGGGGAGGCGGGGUGGGUCCCCGGGGCUGCGCAAGCAGGAGGGGGCCCCCCCACCCCUGUGGCUGCAUGCUUACCCUGCAUACCCUUUAGAGAGGAGGCCCCUCUGCGGGGCCCCCCGUCUUCUUGGGUAUUCGAUGGCGGCUUUCAGGGGCCCCUGGGUACGCCAGCAGCAGCCGCACCAGAGGGGCCCCCCCCGGGGGGCCCCCCCGCAAGCCACCAAGUAGUGCAGGCACCGCUGGACUCCUCAUACUACAAAGAAGGAGCAGUGUGCAUGCAGGGGCCCCCCUCUCCUCUAAUACCACCAGGGGAGGGGUGGGGGGCCCCCCCCAACCCCUCUGCGUUUGCGGUGUGUACGGCUCGGGGUUUGGGGCCCCCGCCAAUGGGGGUGAGUACAUCCGUCUUAGAGCCAGAGCACAGCAGCAGCAGCAGCAGCAGCAGCAGCAGCAGCAGUUUGUAUAUUACAGCAGCAGAAGGUCCAUCGGCAACAGCAGCAACAGCAGCAACAGCAGCAGCAGCAGCAGCAGGAGCAGCAGGAGCUGAGCGUAUGCGUCGCUCUGUUCCUAUGCUGAGCUGCAACCAGCUAGGGUUUGCUUCUGGCUUAGUAAACAAAUACCCGUGUGAGAGUUUGUUUCCUGGGCGUAUCCGUAUACUGAAGAUAGUAAGGGGUGAGGGUGUAGUGUAUGAGGGUGGUGGUGGUGGUGGUGGGGUUGGUGGUGUUGGGGGUGGUGUUCGUGGUGGGGUUGUUCACUAUGUUAUUGCUGCUGCACCUGGUGCUGCUGCUGCAGCAGACCCAACCAGAAACCUAUCCGGCUGCUGCUCCAUUGCUGAUGCGAGACGCUUCUGCCCCGGGGCCCUUUGUGAUUACUUGUUAAGGAAAGCUCUAUUUAGGAAUGGAGACAAACAAAUACACACACAAACACUAAACAAAUUCAGCUGCAGCAGCACUAGCAGCAGCAGCAGCAGCAGCAGCAGCAGCAGUAGCAGCAGCAGCAGCAGCAGCAGCAGCAGUGGUAGCAGUAGGGGGCCCCCUCAACAAGAACAACAGCAACAGCAUCAGCAGCAACAGCAUACCUCUUUGGGGGCCCCCACUACUGAAUACACACACAAAAAUUAUUCUGCUGCAAGCAGCAAAGAACACAUCGAUGGCAGCGGCAGCAGCAGCAGCAGCAAUACGAACGUAUGCAGCAGCAACUGCAGCAGCAACUGCAGCAGCAACUGCAGCAGCAACUGCAGCAGCAACGACAGCAGCAAUUGCAGCACCCAAUGUAGUAGUAUUAACUGCAGCAGCAACUUCAGCCCCCACAGCAGCAGCAACUGCAGCAGCAGUAGCAGCCCCCAUUGGAGCAGCAACUACAGCAGCAGCUGCAGCACCCAAAGCAGCAGCAACUGCAGCAGCAACAGCAGCACCCACAGCAGCAGCAACUGCAGCAGCAACCGCAACGGCUUCAGAGAAGACGCUGCUGCUGCCCCCAUGCAGCAUAUAGUUGAGUUCAACACAACCUAG
This is a messenger RNA of Eimeria mitis, 1716 nucleotides long. RefSeq lists its product as uncharacterized. The record is from RefSeq and is a predicted model, not a curated record. The transcript has a single exon. Lineage: Eukaryota; Apicomplexa; Conoidasida; Eucoccidiorida; Eimeriidae. The coding region runs from base 1 to 1716 and encodes 571 amino acids.